AUGGCGUGAUUCGGAUUAUUAAUUAUGGUGGCAUAUUGACACUGACGAUGGUUGCCAGAGGUCUUGAAAAAUAUCUAUUUAAAUAUAUAAUUUCUUAAAAAUCUAACAUAUAUAUGCGAGUUAUUUUCAAUAUCAUUGUAAAAUGUCUCAGGACAAGAUAGUUGGCAUCGACAUUUUCUUGGAAUUUUUGGAAGUAGCAUUUAAUCACAUAUUAUUUUUUCGAAAAAUCUAUCCUAAAGAAAUUUUCGUUAAGAGAAAAAUAUAUGGAAUUACGGUAUAUGUGUCUGAACAUCCAGAAUUAAAUGAGUACUUGCUAAAUGUUUUGAACGCAAUCAGGGAAAUGAUAAAGGAGGAUGAGAACAGUGUUAAAACCGUCAAUCUUACUUUCUACAAUGAGAACAAGUUACCAAUAGAAAAAUUUGUCUUUGAUACCAUUAAACUACAAGCAGAAUUUAUAGAGAAAGAUCCAUAUUAUUUAAAGACAGAAGAAGCAUUGAAGACAAUCUGUUUAAAAUUAUCAAUGUGCGAUACAUAUUUAAAACCUCUUCCUGAUGGCUCAACAUUCUCUAUAGAAAUUCAGACAUAUGAAACUGCACAUAUUAUUUUAAGCGAGAAUCCGAAAUGUGAAGAAUUUCCAUGGAUUAUUGAAGAUAAUGCAGUAGAGAUGACCAAUAAAAAUCUAUUACCACUGAAAGAUAUUAAAACUGAUUGUUUAAACUUACAGAUGUAUGUGAUUGAGGACACAGCAAAUAAAACCUAAGAUCUAAGCAAAAAUUUGUAUAA
Cataglyphis hispanica is the source of this 783-nucleotide messenger RNA. It is a transcript of the gene PolZ2, whose product is annotated as mitotic spindle assembly checkpoint protein MAD2B. Gene Ontology annotation, cellular component: zeta DNA polymerase complex. The record is from RefSeq and is a predicted model, not a curated record. The transcript has 3 exons. The coding region runs from base 143 to 760 and encodes 205 amino acids. Lineage: Eukaryota; Metazoa; Arthropoda; Insecta; Hymenoptera; Formicidae.